This is a messenger RNA of Symbiodinium necroappetens, 598 nucleotides long. The record is from the annotation of a GenBank genome assembly. Lineage: Eukaryota; Dinophyceae; Suessiales; Symbiodiniaceae.
GACCGCUCGAUGCAGUGCGUCUGCUAACUUGGUGAUUCCGCUCACAGAACCCUUCAAGCUGUCCUAUGCCGAGCUAGCAGGGCCAAGCGAGACCGCCAGGACAAAGGAAGCAUCUGAGACGGUUGCAGGCUAUUGGAUCUGCACGCUUAGCAACAACCAGUGGAAGGUGGUAGAGGAACUGGGAAGUGGCGACUGGACUGAAUCCUCUUUCUUCAAGGCCUUGAGAGCUCCCAGCUGCAGAGGCACCGCACGAUCAUGGUGCUUGUUUGAGGUGCUCCAGACAAGCAUCCGGACUAUGGAAGACAGCAACUUCCUGGGCUUCCGCCUGUGCACAUCCACAGGCGUCCUGAAUGAAGGCGGUGUUGGCACUGACCUUUGCAUGACCAUUGCCGGCAAGCUGGCGUCGCUGAACUUGCGCAACGCUCAGGUGCGUGUCUCCAUCCGCGAGGCCCUCCUCUCCGUCAAGACCCGCUUCUUGGAGCUUCUUGUGAGGUCGCCUGGGUGUGUGGUUCUUUCAGGAGUACCGAGAAACCUACGCAGCAGAUCCCGAUCCAGCCUACAACCUUUGUGUCAAGCGGCGGCCUGUACCACACCCUAA